Geodia barretti is the source of this 5136-nucleotide messenger RNA. NCBI's taxonomy places the organism in Eukaryota, Metazoa, Porifera, Demospongiae, Tetractinellida, Geodiidae. The record is from the annotation of a GenBank genome assembly.
UUAGCCAAAGGUCAGAGUUCAAUGUAGUCGCGGUCUCGAAAAUGUCUAGCGUUGAGUCAAGCAGAGAAGGGAAGGAUCAGAAGGAUGACGCCGAGGGCGACGCUCAGCAGACCGAGGAAGAAAGGCAACAGGCGGAGGAGAUGAAGGAGGAGGCAAUGGCCAGGGCCAGGGAGAAGCAGGAGUUCAGGCAGAAGAACAGAGAUGCUGCCAGUAAUACAACUGAUAGAAGCGAGCUGAAGAAGCUAGACGGGUCAGUCAAGAAAAACUCUGUAUUUGUCAAAAAGUUGAGGACGCUGACUGAGCAGCAGAGAGCCAGCCUCACAUCUGACUUUGAAAGUCUCAACCUCACCAGAUACAUUGGAGAGGCUGCAACAGGGAUUGCAGAGGCAAAAAUCAAGCUGGUGGACGUGGGGUGUGCAGUGCACAUGUGCUCCCUCCUCCAUGGCCGCUACUCCGAGUUCUCUGGACUCCUCCUGGAGCAGCUCCAGAGGAUCUACUCUCCUCCUCUCCCCAGCAAGAUGGACGACGAAGACCGCGCUGCCAAUGUCACCAAGUUCCGUCUCGGCCUAAGACUACUUGGAGAGUUAGUUCUAGGAGGGCUGGUAGACGAGGACGUGGGACUCAGUCUCCUGAGGGACAUGCUGCACCAUGUGGCGGAGACAGACAGACUGACUCAUGGACGACCCUAUCUCACCGUCGUCCUCAGCUUUGCGCGACACCACGCAGAGGACUUUGCCGCCAUAUUGCCUCGUCGCCAGCAGCUCUUGCUGAGAAAGUACUCCAUCAAAUUGCCAAACUCGCAGCUCGUGCCGCGUGAGACUCGGGGAGAAUUUCGCAAGAUGUUUCGAUCGUAUUUCAAACUCAUCUCGGCCCACCUCCAGAGCGAGCGAAGGUCCAUGAACGAGCGGGAGAGAAGAAAUCUCCAGAUACUCCAGAACAAAGGGGAGCUGUCCGAAGAGAGGAGGACCGGGAACGAAAAUGCUCAGAAGGCGUACGACAAGCUUCUGACCAACACCAACGCUCUAGCUGUGCAGAAAGAUUUUGGGGGCUUUUUGCUAGAUAAUCUUGUUUUUUUUACACACUUCCUUUUGCAAAUCAUAAGUAGUCUCUUACGGCCCUCCUUUUUCUUUCUUUCUUUCUUCUGCGUAUGUUUACAUACAGUUCUCAUGUACGAUAUCUCGUGUACUUGUAUGUAUAUGCAGGAUAUCUUGAAUGAAGAAAUGCCAGAACUGGAGGAGUUCAAGCCGCCACAGCCACAGUCCUCUGACAUUUCCAUAGAGCUCCAGAUACCUGCUGGCCUCACCGAGUCAGUUGAACUGAACCCAUCCUCUCUGUGGGAAGACGAGGACAGCUACCAGUUCUAUGUCGGAGUGGCGGACAUCCGCCCGUUUGUCCCCGCCAUUCUGUUCGAGGGGAAGAAGAGGGGGACCUCGGAAUCCUCCGAUACUGCUGCCGCCACCCCUGCCUCAGACGGAGGAGGGGGCGAGGCCAAGACUGAGGGAGACGAUAAACCAGAGGAGGAAGACGAGGCAAAGGUGUUGGAACAAGUGAUACGAGAUACGGAGGAGAUAUCACUGGACGAGGAGGUGGGGGUGGAGGAGGAGGAGGGAGGGGAGGGUGGGGAGGGGGGAGAUAAGGGAGGGGGAGCUCCUCUAAUCGAGCCCGGAUCAGCCAUCGCCAUCUUGGAAGAGUUCAUCACCAGGUUGCCGAAUCUGAUGAAUCGGAAGUUUGUCGACGAGUUUGCGGUGGAGUUCUGUAUGAGUAUGAAUUUCAAGGGGAACAGAGCUCGUCUCGCUCGAGCCCUCUUCAACGUCGAUAAGAACAGGAUGGACCUGAUUCCGUUCUAUGCGCGACUGGUGGCGACGCUGGCUCCGUGUGUUGAUGACCUGGCCCCGCUGCUGGUGGACAUGCUCCUGAGAGACUUCAGGUUCCAGGUGAGGAAGAAGGACCAGAUUCACAUCCACUCGAAGAUCAAGAACUGCCGGUUCAUCGGUGAGCCUUCACGAGUGCAAGUCGGGUACUGGGGUGACGUGCUGUGUCUCCAUGACUUCACCCACCACAAUAUCGACAUGGCCUGCACGUUCAUUGAACACUGCGGCCGCUACUUGCUCCGCUCUGCCGACUCACAUCUCAGAGCUAAGGCACUUCUGGAGAUAAUGGUGCGCAAGAAACGAGUCCAGCGUCUAGACGGCAGACAGAGGAGUCUGGUUGAGAAUGCCCUCCACUGUGCCAACCCCCCACUGCCAGCUGCCAGAGAGGUGGUGGUUCUGCCUCCCAUGCUCGAGUACAUUCAGAGGCUCCUCUUCAAGGAACUCAACCGAACCAACACUGAAAAGAUUCUGAGACAGAUGCGAAAGCUUGACUGGAACGACCCGGAGGUGGUUCAGUUUGGAGUGACAUCGCUGUCCCAAGUGUGGAGACUCAAGUUCUCUAACAUACACUGUCUCGCCAACCUACUCGCUGGACUCAGAGCCUACCAGGAGGAUGCAGUGUUCAGAGCGGUUGACUCCAUACUGGAGGACAUUAGACUUGGUCUUGAGAUCAACCACCCAAAGUUCAACCAGCGGAGAGUGAGCUGCGUCAAGUUCCUGGGAGAGAUGUACAACUACCAGCUGAUCGAGUCCAACGUCGUUUUCCGUGUCCUCUACCUCCUCAUCUCCUUCGGCUGGAAUGUGGAUGGCUCUCCUUCCCCCCUGGACCCAUAUGACAACUACUUCAGAGUGAGACUGGUGUGCACUCUCCUCGACACCUGUGGUCAAUAUUUCGACAGAGGCUCUGGAAAGAGGAAGAUGGACUGCUUCCUCGUCUUCUUUCAGUGCUACAUAUUCAGGAAGCGGCAGCCGGUCCCCCUGGAGCUGGAGCAUCUUGUGGCAGACACUCUGGAGCCACUGAGACCAGACCUCCCUCUGUACUCCACCGCCCAGGAGGCCUACGAGGCCGCUGCCGAGCUGGAGAAGAAAUACAAAGACAAGAUAGAGGAGGAGGUGGCGGAGGAGGAGAGAGGGGGAGGAGCCAGCGAGGAAGAGGAAGAAGAAGAGGACGAUGAGGAGGAAGGAGACGAUGAUGAGGAGGAAAACGAAGAGGAUGAUGAGAGAAAUGCUGGAAUUCCUGAUGAUGAACCAGAGGCAGUCAUAAAGCACACCCCCAAGUACAUCCACACUCAAGAAGACGAGGAUUUCCUGGCUAACCUUGACAAGAUGAUGGCCGACGAUCUGCAGCAACGAAGGCAGGAAGGGAUAAAGGUUUCUGAUUUUGAUGUGGGUGUGCCCCUCACUCUAAUGGGAGGACAGACUAGGGGAAAAUCAGAUCCGUUAGUUCAUGAAGAGGGAGAGUUGAGAAUGAAGUUUAAGGUGGUCAUGCGGAAAGGGCACAACAAGCAACAGGUGAAGGAGCUAAACAUACCACUUGACUCUGGUCUGGCAUCCAGCCUUCAAGACACGCAGAGAGCAAUGAAGGACGAGCGUCAUGAGAUGAAGAAACUCGUGCUAGCAUACGAACAGAGACAAGAGGAAGAAGAUUACAGCGCAAUGGUGGCAACAGAGAAGGAAAAAAUUCAGCAGAAUAAGAAAGUGCUACUCUACUCAGAUUCAGUCCCUCAACAAAGACGUUCACAACAACAACAUGGCAAACAGACGAGUAAACAAACAACACAACAAACCCGACAAAUGAAUCAACAAGCCAAACAACCAACAACUCAACAAGGCAAACAUGCCAGUAAACAAACAGCACUACAUACACCCAGCCAGUACCAAGGACAGCAGCAAACGACACAGAGACAACAGGCUCCUGGUGGAAGGGGUGGAGCCACAGGCGGUCGCCAACGGCAACAGCGUAUCCCUCAUAAACAACAACAGCAGCAGCAGCAACUACCAAAGUACGAUCAACUGGAUGCGUACUACUGACACGUCCAUGUGUGCUCAUGGGUCUAUGGCUAUGUGACACCAUUGUGCAAGUCCAGUGAAGACAAAAGCCAAGAGACUAUUAUAAUUAUUUGCUGUUUCAUUUGUGUGCAGCUCUAAAAACUGAUUUUUACAUACUGUAUCAAUUUUUAAAGCCGUGUUACGAUAAAUAAUGUACAAUUGUACAUAUACAAGCAUAAUUAAUUAGUGCGCAUCAUGAGAAGCUGACAGGUGACAAUGGUAUUUUAUCAUACAUCACAAAUGGAGGAAUAUUAUUACUUUAGUACAGAUGAGAUUCGGGUGUGCAAGUCUAUGUGUACAAGUCAGCUGAAUUGUCUAGAGGAUCGCGAGGGAGGGUGGGGGAGGGAGGGCAUCAGGCAAAGCCGAAACCUUCUGGACACUCCCUCACCGCUAUCAAUAGCAUAUGCUUCAACUUGUCGUAUGUUUCAUACUGUGGUAGAUCGAGUUGGUUGAAGCAGGUGUGUGCACAGGGAAGACGGUCGGUGGAGCGAUCGUCACGGUGAAUCUGAAACUUCUGAACUCCGUUCAUGCCCUCCAGUGCGACAAACCCCUGCAGUGGGACCUUCGACGUCCCCGUCACAAACUGGAGGAACCUGGCUCGGUCUGCCUGGUCAAACGAUCGCAGCGCCCGCCAAAACCACUGCACCUGCAGGGAGGUCUCUUGGUAGCUGCGGUACUCUGUGUUUGCCUUGAGGUCGUCAAUGUCAAUUGUCGGGAGUCCGGAAAUCAGCAACUCGAGCUCCUGUUCGUUGAAUAUGGCGAUUAGAUCUUUGGGGAUUAUCUCGUAGAAUCCCUCCAGAAAGCUUUUGAUCUGGGCCUUGAUGGACUCGGUCAUCUUCAUCUGGCAGGCCAGCUGGACGUACUCUCUCUUGUUGCACUCCGUCACCGCAAUCUGUCGUCCGUUCUCUUUCAGGUCUUUCACCUCCAUCUUCCCAAACUCCCGUAUCUAUUGAGGUAUAGUGAGCGCAACAAACAACAUCACACACGCUUGGUUCUAGAAUACUUGUAGGUCACUGUCAAAUGCAGGUAGGUACAUUACGUAGAUUCAGGUUGUGAAUCUUGCAGACUUCAAGCUCGCAAAGAUGAGCAGACAUGGAAACAAAUGUAUGAAUAAUCACGUAUUUCAACCGAGUGACUACUCCAAAUACUCCGUACUCUAAUGGGGAAGGUGCACCUAGUAUUCGUGUCUCCCACUCUCACCGUCCUCCCCCUUCCC